Molecule: messenger RNA, 2070 nt
Organism: Solanum dulcamara
Lineage: Eukaryota; Viridiplantae; Streptophyta; Magnoliopsida; Solanales; Solanaceae
Product: xylan O-acetyltransferase 1
Exons: 5
Coding region: 238-1731 (497 amino acids)
Cellular component (GO): Golgi apparatus
Molecular function (GO): O-acetyltransferase activity
Source: RefSeq, a predicted model, not a curated record
GUAGUUGUUAGUUAGCUGGAGGAGUAGGAGGAACAAAGUAGUUUGAAACAGCUGAGGAGGACAACCCUCCAGCAACUGAUAGUUUGAGAAAACCCCAUUUCACCAAAUCUGAAUAAAGUAGCCAAUUAAAAUGUUAACAGAAAAAUUAAAAAUGUUUGUCGAUCUUUCACUCUUCUCUUCCUCUAUAUUUCCUAUUGGCACCACUAAUCUUUUCCAUCCAUCACCUACUCCUUUCUCAUGUAUUCACUUCGCAGUCGUAAAACCCCAGUCUUCUUCUCCUCCAACUUACUCAAGAUGAAGCAGAAUGUCCGGAAGAACAAUAAUUUUUCCAUAUUUGUGGUUGUAUUCUCCAUAUUCCUCUUUGGAUGCUUCAUGUACAAUGAAGAUGUCAAGACAAUUGCUGAAUUCCCAUUUUCCAUGACCAGAACUCAAGAUAUCACCACUGUAUCUUUGAAUCAACAAACUGGGGUUCAAGAAAUUGAGACCACAGUUUCAUCUGUAGUGUUGAAUUCAAGAACAGAGCAAGAAACAGAGCCAGAAACACAGAAAAAAACAGAGCCAGAAACAGAGCAAGAAACAGAGCAGGAGAAGGCAAAGAUUAAAAUGCCGGCCGGAGAAGAAGAAGAAGAAGAAGGAGAAGAAGAAGAAGAGGAGGAGGAGAAUAUUGAAUUGCCACCAGAAGAUUGUGAUCUUUUUACAGGGCAAUGGGUUUAUGACAAUGUAACACACCCAAUUUAUAAAGAACCAGAAUGUGAGUUUCUCACAGCACAGGUAACUUGUAUGAGGAAUGGAAGACAUGACUCCAUGUAUCAGAACUGGAGGUGGAAACCCAGAGACUGUUCUUUACCCAAGUUUAAAGCAAAGUUGCUGCUUGAGAAACUGAGGAACAAGAGACUCAUGUUUGUAGGAGACUCGCUGAACAGAAAUCAAUGGGAAUCCAUGGUUUGUUUAGUUCAAUCUGCGGUUCCUCCAGGCAGAAAAAGCUUAAACAAGACUGGUUCUUUGUCUGUUUUCAGGAUUGAGGAUUAUAAUGCUACAGUGGAAUUUUACUGGGCUCCAUUUCUGGUGGAGUCAAAUUCAGAUGACCCAAACAUGCAUAGUAUAUUGAACCGGAUCAUCAUGCCCGAAUCAAUCGAAAAGCAUGGCAAGAACUGGAAGAAUGUCGAUUAUCUCGUCUUCAACACAUACAUUUGGUGGAUGAAUACUUUCGCCAUGAAAGUUCUACGAGGGUCGUUCGAUGAAGGAGCCACAGAAUACAAUGAGAUCGAGAGACCAGUUGCUUAUCGGAGAGUUUUGACAACAUGGUCGCAGUGGGUUGAAAACAAUGUAGAUGUCAAUCACACCAAAGUCUUCUUCAUGAGCAUGUCUCCUCUUCAUAUCAAGAGUUUGGAUUGGAACAAUCCUGAUGGGAUAAAAUGUGCAAAAGAGACGACCCCGGUAUUAAACACGUCAAUGCCGCUAAGUGUUGGGACAGACAAGAGACUAUUUGUGGUUGCAGCAAAUGUUACUCAAUCCAUCCAUGUCCCUGUUUAUUUCCUCAAUAUCACCACCCUAUCGGAGUACAGGAAAGACGCGCACACCUCUGUCCACACCAUCCGACAAGGCAAAAUGCUGACGCCGGAGCAGCAAGCUGAUCCAGCUACCUAUGCUGAUUGCAUUCAUUGGUGCCUCCCUGGAUUGCCCGACACUUGGAAUGAGUUCCUCUAUUCGCGUAUUAUAUCCCAUUCUUGACACUAGGCAUUUUACGUGCAUUUCAAUUAGUCCGGACACCCGGAUAUCUGUUAUCUCAAAUUCUCAAUCCUUCAUUGUGCAGCUCCACUCCAAUUUCUAUAUUUUUUAUUUCCUUUGGGGGGUUUAAGAACCACAGUUCUAAUUUUGGUGUUUUGUUAUUAAUAUUUUUUUUUUGGUCCUUGUUAUCUUUUCCUUAAGAAAAGGAAAAAUCUUGUAGCUGUGACUGCCCAUUUGCCCUGAAAUUUAUGGUCGUCCCAAAUAUCUUGUUGGGCUUUUGUAGUGACUCCCCAUAUCUUUUCGAAGAAAAUAAAGGAAUAAUAGAUAUCCAAGUGACAAGUG